AUGAAGAUUCCCUCCAAACUAUCUCUAUCUUUCCUCUCCAUAACAGUUCUGUGGGGAGGAUGGCUUCACUUCCCUGCGGAUGGAAACGAGGAUGUGGACGAGUGUACCAGCCACAUCCAUGGCUGUCACUAUAAUGCAAGUUGCAAUAACACAGACGGCUCUUACACAUGCAAAUGCAAAACGGGAUUCAAUUGCCCAUUCAAAGCCGUGUUCUCAAAUCUCAAUGCCACUGGAAGAUAUGGUCCAACAUCGCUCGGAAGUUACUACGCAGGUCAGGAUCACGACGGACAAGUUGCUCUGUCCAGCGGUAUUCAACAGUGGACUGUACCGUACACUGGUGAUUACAGAAUAGAAGUAAUAGGGGCAGCUGGAGAGUACGAUCGACUGAUUAACAGCUCUCAAUACCGCGGAAGAGGAGCAAGAAUGAUUGGAACAUUCCGCUUAAACAAGGGUGAAGUCAUCCAGGUACUUGUAGGUCAAGAAGGAGGAAUAAACAAGAAGUCUGAUUCUUCUGGCGGUGGUGGAGGUACAUUUGUAGUGAGAGGAGCCGACACACCUUUGAUAAUAGCCGGAGGCGGAGGAGGGGUACAAGCUGUAUAUUCAAGACAUACAGAAUGUAACGCCAGCUCAAACACGACAGGGAAUCCUGGGUACAGAUCAUGGGCAGGGGGGAGCAAUGGACAUGGUGCACAGACUGCUGAUUCUAGAUUAUCAGGUGGUGGUGGUGGCAGAUUCUACUCCAGUGGAAGAAGUGGAAAGAAUUUCAAUGGGACCAAGGGGUAUGGAGGAGAGGGUGGUGAGGGAUUUCUGCAGGGAGGGGUAGGUGGGAGAUCACCGUAUCUCGACGUCUAUGGUGGGUUUGGCGGAGGAGGUGGAGCUGGGGGAUGGUGGGGAGGAGGGGGAGGAGGAGGAUACUCUGGGGAAGGCAGUGGAAGUCGUUAUGCAGAUACCUGUGGGGGUGGUGGUGGAUCCUACAAUGUUGGAAACAAUCAGCAGAAUGAAUGUUAUUACAACAAGGCUAGCCAUGGUCAGGUGACCAUCACACUACUGUAG
Molecule: messenger RNA, 1053 nt
Organism: Pocillopora verrucosa
Lineage: Eukaryota; Metazoa; Cnidaria; Anthozoa; Scleractinia; Pocilloporidae
Source: RefSeq, a predicted model, not a curated record